Molecule: messenger RNA, 4135 nt
Organism: Gavialis gangeticus (Gharial)
Lineage: Eukaryota; Metazoa; Chordata; Crocodylia; Gavialidae
Gene: PLOD2
Product: procollagen-lysine,2-oxoglutarate 5-dioxygenase 2
Exons: 20
Biological process (GO): peptidyl-lysine hydroxylation
Cellular component (GO): endoplasmic reticulum
Molecular function (GO): procollagen-lysine 5-dioxygenase activity; L-ascorbic acid binding; iron ion binding
Source: RefSeq, a predicted model, not a curated record
GCCUCGCAGCGCUGGGGCCCGCUCCCGGCCGAGGCGGGGCCGCCGCCCAUCCCCACAGAUAAACUGUUAGUUUUUACUGUAGCAACUAAAGAAACCGAUGGAUUUCACCGGUUCAUGCAGACUGCACAGCACUUCAACUAUACUGUGAAGGUACUUGGUAAAGGUGAAGAGUGGAAAGGGGGAGGGUUAGCUUACUCAAUUGGAGGAGGCCAGAAAGUAAGAUUGCUGAAAGAAGGAAUAGAAAGCUAUGCUGAUCAAGAAGACAUGGUUAUAAUGUUUGUUGAAAGCUAUAAUGUUAUUUUUGCGGGUGGCCCUGAUGAAUUGCUCAAGAAAUUCCAGCAAGCUAACCAUAAAGUAGUAUUUGCUGCAGAUGGACUAAUUUGGCCAGAUAAAAGGUUAGCAGACAAGUAUCCCUUUGUCCGGAGUGGAAAACGUUUCCUUAAUUCAGGAGGAUUUAUUGGUUAUGCCUCAUAUAUGAACCGCAUUGUACAGAAAUGGAAUCUGCAGGAUAAUGAUGAUGACCAGCUUUUUUAUACCAAAAUCUAUAUUGACCCACAGCAAAGGGAACACAUGAAUAUUACUUUGGAUCACAAGUGCACAAUUUUUCAGACUUUAAAUGGAGCUGUUGAUGAGGUUCUUCUGAAAUUUGACGAAGGAAGAGUAAGAGCCAGAAAUUCCAUGUAUGAAACACUGCCAGUCACUAUUCAUGGAAAUGGCCAAUCUAAAAUUUACCUAAAUUACUUGGGAAAUUAUAUCCCUAACGUUUGGACGCGUGAAACUGGAUGCAGUGUUUGUGACUUAGAUUUACUAGACCUAUCAACCUUAAAAGAAUAUCCAAAGGUAACAAUUGGCAUUUUCAUUGAACAACCAACUCCUUUCCUACCUAAAUUUUUAGACAGACUGUUGACUCUGGAUUAUCCAAUGGAGCCACUUAACAUCUUCAUUCAUAAUAACGAGGUAUAUCAUGAAAAGCACAUCAAGAAAUUUUGGGAGAAAGCCAAGAAACUUAUCAGAAAUAUAAAAAUUGUUGGACCUGAAGAAAAUCUGAGUGAAGCAGAAGCCAGGAACAUGGGGAUGGACCUCUGUCGCCAGGAUAAAAUGUGUGACUACUAUUUCAGCAUAGAUGCAGAUGUUGUACUAGUGAACCCGAAGACUUUAAAAAUACUGAUAGAGCAAAACAGGAAGAUAAUUGCUCCACUUGUAACUCGUCAUGGGAAGUUAUGGUCCAACUUUUGGGGUGCACUAAGCCCUGAUGGUUAUUAUGCGCGAUCAGAAGAUUAUGUGGAUAUUGUCCAUGGAAAUAGAGUAGGGCUAUGGAAUAUUCCAUAUGUGGCUAAUAUAUACUUAAUUAAAGGACAAACUCUCAGGUCAGAGAUGAAAGAGAGGAAUUAUUUUGUUCGUGAUAAGCUGGAUCCUGAUAUGGCACUCUGCAGGAAUGUCAGGGAAAUGACUUUACAAAGGGAAAAAGACUCCCCUUCUUCGGAAACAUUCCAUAUGCUCAGACCCCCAAAGGGCAUCUUUAUGUACAUUACCAAUAGACAUGAAUUUGGAAGACUUAUUUCAACAGCCAAUUACAAUACCUCUCACUACAACAAUGAUCUCUGGCAAAUUUUUGAAAAUCCUGUGGACUGGAAGGAAACCUAUAUAAACCCCAAUUACUCAAAGAUCUUCACUGACCAAAUAGUGGAACAGCCAUGCCCAGAUGUCUUUUGGUUUCCCAUAUUUUCUGAAACUGCCUGUGAUGAACUGGUAGAAGAGAUGGAACAUUAUGGACAGUGGUCAGGAGGAAAACAUAAGGAUAGCCGUAUAUCUGGAGGGUAUGAAAAUGUCCCAACUGAUGAUAUUCACAUGAAGCAAAUAGGAUUGGAUAAUGAAUGGCUGCAUUUCAUUAGAGAGUUCAUUGCACCAGUAACUCUAAAAGUCUUUGCUGGCUAUUAUACCAAGGGACGUGCAUUGCUGAAUUUUGUUGUAAAAUACACUACUGACAGACAACGUUCCCUUAGACCUCAUCAUGACUCCUCUACAUUUACAAUCAACAUUGCUCUAAACAAAGUGGGAAAAGAUUUUCAAGGAGGUGGGUGCAAAUUCCUUAGGUACAACUGUUCCAUUGAGUCGCCCAGAAAAGGAUGGAGUUUCAUGCAUCCAGGAAGACUUACUCAUUUACAUGAAGGACUUCCCAUUUUAAAUGGAACAAGAUACAUCGCAGUAUCGUUUAUUGAUCCUUAACUUUUUAAUUUGUUUCUGCCAUGUCAAAGCCAGUGUUUGAUUCUUUGGCGCGAAUACUUAUUUAUAGUUUUCCUCCAAGAAGAUAGCAAUGGUGAUGAACAAAAAUGUAAAUUGCAUCUUUACUUUGGACUAGAAGAUUGAACAAUAAAAACAGCUUUACAAUUGUUGGGAGAUUUUCCAAAAGUCUUUUCUGAGCCUUAAGUCACAAAGUAAGAAUAUCCUGCUUAUUUCUCCAUUUUUGCUGUCUUGUGGAGCAUGGUAGGAAGGGAAAAUGGAACUACUUUUUUAAUGAAUCAAUUUUUCUGUUACAGCAAAAAUUACUGGAUGAUUUUAUAUCUCUAAAUUUUUUCUGGUUUUCCUUCAGUAAAGUGAAACAGCUGAAUUUGUUUGGCAUUCAUAUUUUAAAGAUACCAGUAGAAGAGCAUGUAGCACUAGUAUCAAGUGAAUCCCGGCCCCAGCAAAAGUGAAUAACAUUUUUCAUUUAAGUAAAAAUUAUUCAUGUUGGUGGCUACUUAAUGAAACCCCUCAGUUAAAUCUUUUUAAAAGUUUUGUUCAUAUAACAUACUAAAAUGCAUCUCCUCUGAAAAGAAAUAUGUGCAUUGCUGAAAAGGAUUCAUUGUAGAAAUGAAGAAACAGGUUGAAAAACUUAGAUAAAAAGUGUGCACUUCUAUGUAAUAUUGGAAAAAAAUUUUUAACGAACUCAUCCAGUUAAAAUGUUACUUCUCUUCGCCAAGUGUCCUUCAAUUGAAAUGAGGUAUUUUUGUAGAUAUACCAGAUCAACACUAGAAAGCAGAAUCCUGUUUUCAAAGCAUUGGUAAGGAAAUAUCAGGAUGUUUUGUAAACAUAAUUUUCUAUUCUUAUUUAAAGUUACUUGAAUUUUAUAUCAGGAAAAUGAUGUUGCAAAAGACUCUUUUUAUGAACCUAAGUGGUUUGACUUGGCAUUUAUAAAGGAAUCAAUUUUAAAUAUUCCUACUGUAUCUACUGUUUGUAAUUUAAAAAAACCAAACUUGAAACAGCCAUUAAACCAUGAAGUCUAAGGUGCCAAAAUAGUAUUUUUAAAAACCAUGUGACCUUGUGAAAAAUAAAUGGUAAUUUUAAAUUAAUAUUAGUUUUCUUGUGUAUUUUAGUAAAUUUAGCACAUUGCUAUUUUCGAUACAUACUUCUAGAAAAUGUGUUGUAUUUAGUGACUUAUACAUUUAAAGGAAUUAUUGUGCGUCAUGAUGUGCAUGAUCACAAAGUUUUCUUUUAAUACCCUGUAUGUUCACCUCUGUUACUAUUUAAAUUAUUUCUCUCAUUAGUUAAUGCUUAAGUCUUGAUCAAGAUAGGCAAUAUUUGAGAGCUUGAGCAGUAAUAUACUUGGAUGCCAUGUACUACAGUAACACUUCUAAGCAGGUUACUUAGUGACGCAAGUAACAAUUCUUUCUUCUUCACACCUGACUGAUUGGGUGCUAAUAUAAAUUAAGUAAAAUAUAAGAACUCUAGGACUGUGGAGCAGUGAGUAAUUAUUUUUAACACCAGGUUCUGUUGUUCCAAAUUUUCAUUUCCCUUAACAUUGUACCCUUAUUUUUUUUCCAGUGCAAGUAGAUGUUUACAGAUUGCAGAAAUACAUGUUUGCAUUGCAUUUCUUGACCUGUAUGAUAUCCAUGCCUACAUGUACCUUUAGCUGACUGAUAUUCUUUGGACUUUGGACUGAACUUCUAAAAGCUAUGAAAUUCAGAAAAUCUCCAGGGUAUGAAAGCAGUCUUUGUUAACCAUCUUUUUUCCAAGUAUUUGCUUGCGGUCUGUUUAGGCUACCAUAGAACAGAAUACUCCUUUACUGUGUGGUCAGUUUAAUAUAGGUCAAAGUAUUGAAGCAUUCUUUAUAAAGAAAUACUUGAAAACAGGACAAAAUAAAGUUGUUUGUAAACUA